AUGCCAAAUUCUGAUGAAUUACCGAAAGUGAUCUUUGUUUUAGGACCUCCAGGAUGUGGUAAAGGAACGCAAUGUGUAAAAUUAGAAAAGGAUCUCGGUUUGAAACAUUUGAGUGCUGGCGAAUUGUUGCGGAAUGAACAGAAACGUGAACGUUCUCAAUAUGGUCAAGUUAUUGAAUCACAUAUUCGAAACGGCACUAUUGUUCCGGUUGAAAUUACUUGCAAACUCAUCGAGAAUGCAAUGAAUGAUUCGUUGUCUGCAAAAGCAUUCUUGGUUGAUGGUUUUCCGCGGAAUCAAGAUAAUGUAGAAGGAUGGGAACGUAUGAUGAUGUCAAAAGCAAAAGUUCUAUUUAUUUUAUAUCUACAUUGCCCAGAUGAUAUCUGUAUAAAAAGGUGCUUGAGUCGAAAUGAAGGACGUUCGGAUGACAACGAAGAGUCGCUACGUAAGAGGAUUGAAACAUAUCAUGCACAAACCAUACCGAUCAUAGAACAUUAUAAGGCGAAAAAUCUUGUUUGGCAAGUAUCAGCAACGGCGCCACCAGAGGAGGUUUACAAAGAAGUGAAAAAAAUUUUUCAAAACAGUGGUAUCUGA
Cercopithifilaria johnstoni is the source of this 591-nucleotide messenger RNA. The record is from the annotation of a GenBank genome assembly. NCBI's taxonomy places the organism in Eukaryota, Metazoa, Nematoda, Chromadorea, Rhabditida, Onchocercidae.